Diversispora eburnea is the source of this 483-nucleotide messenger RNA. NCBI's taxonomy places the organism in Eukaryota, Fungi, Glomeromycota, Glomeromycetes, Diversisporales, Diversisporaceae. The record is from the annotation of a GenBank genome assembly.
AUGUCAAAUACUUCCAAACAUACAUUACGUCGUCGAAAGGGAAGUGGAGGAAAAGAAAUAGAGGAAAAAUCCGAUCUUCAAUCCAAUCAACAAAAUUUAUCUCAGAAUAGAUCAUUUAAAAGUUGGGCAAAAAAGAAAUUAGAUGAAUGGGAUCCUUCUUUGAAGUUGAAGAAUACUGCAACCAAUGAGAGAACUUUUUUAGCAUGGCUUCGAACAUCUCUUUCAUUUAUUAGUAUUGGAGUAGCCGUAACACAAUUAUUCAGAUUAACAUCUGGUAGUGAUAAAUCGAAUGGAGAUAAACUUGGAAAACCUUUAGGAAUCGCUUUUAUAAUUCUUGGCUUCGUUUUUUUAAUUUUUGGAAUUUGUCGAUAUUUUCGUUCUCAAUAUUUAAUGACUUACGGUCAAUUUCCUGCUAGUCGAGGUAGUGUCAUAAUAGGGUUUGGAUUUGAUUUAGGUACUCAACGACAAAAAAAAGUGAGGUAA